Necator americanus (New World hookworm) is the source of this 492-nucleotide messenger RNA. RefSeq lists its product as uncharacterized. The transcript has 6 exons. NCBI's taxonomy places the organism in Eukaryota, Metazoa, Nematoda, Chromadorea, Rhabditida, Ancylostomatidae. The record is from RefSeq and is a predicted model, not a curated record. The coding region runs from base 1 to 492 and encodes 163 amino acids.
AUGACAUGUAAGCUAAAGUUUCUAAGGGAAAAAAGUUUCGAAACUCUGUGGGUGGGCGGGCGCAGCGCCCGAUCGAUCCCUCCAGUUCGCGCUGCUGCUCCUCGUUGCCCAUCAGAGUCUGAAUACCGUGCCCCAGUGGUUAGUGCAAACUGUCUGGUUCCCACCGACGAUUCCGAGACUGUUGUGUUUUACUCCCCACAGUACGAGGAGAACCUUCUCAUGAAGUACCUGGAAAAUGUUUUAACGGAGAGUAGUCGGAGCGGUGUGGUCGAGCGGUCCGGCGGUAGUGAGGUUGCACCAUCUCUGGGGUUAGUGGGUUCGCCUAUGCCAUGCGGGGUUAUCCGUGUGAGAGCCGUACGAUUCUUUCGUUGGCGGUGCAUAGAGCUCCCUUCGUCUUCCGUCCAUGACUAUAACAAGCUCGGUGUUGUUCUUUCGAAUUGCGGUCCUUCGAAGCAUAUCGUCGUAAUUAUUGAUAAUCUUGAUCUUACAUAA